GUUGUGCACAUGCGCGUUGUGCAAUCUACCGGAGCGCGAGAGGUAGGGAAGGGAGUCCUAAUGGCGGAGACUGUACGGUCGCCUUUUGACUACCGGGAACCACCGACCCUCGACAGCGACGGUGAUGGGAGCAAACCGCCGCCGCCACGGGGGUGAGUAAUCUCAGCCAGCCGCCGGUUUUGUCGCCGCGCGGAGCUGUUUCCACCGGGGAUUCGGGAGCAAAAAAAAUGCGAGAGCUCGAGACGCACGCGCUGGGAGCGUGCGCGUGUGUUUAGUUAACGCUCAGAGCCUUUAUUCGCGUGCGUGUAUCCAGCGUUAUAUUGCAGAAUAUGAAGCAGAAAACGCGAUUUCAUUGAGGCUAGCGGUUGCAGCUGUUGUGCCCAAAGAGGCUGCGUCUUCUAAAAUAAGCCUCAUUUGUCGUUUGACCGUUUUUCUCUUAAUUUUGAUGUUUUGAUUAGAGGGGAGCCUCAGCGUUAGCCGCUAACAAGCUAACCGUUAGCAUGCAUGUUAGCAUGGACCCAGCAACAAUCAGCAGCUUUAAACUAGCAGCUCUCCUGUUUUUAUCACAAUCAUGUGGAUUUCUUAAGAUUUCACAGCCUGAAUCUGUCUGUUGGUAAAAUCAUGCGAAUAUGUAUCAAUUUGCUCUGAAAUUUUGGCUGCUUGGUGCAGAUCAUGACUCGUGGCUUGUUUGGCUUUGAGUAAACAAAGUUGCUGACUGCUGACAAAGUGCAUCCUAUCACAGGUGACAGCCACUGGUUUACUGAAUAAAUGACACAGUUGUGCUUAUCAUUGCUCUUUAAAUACAUCUAUACAGGCUGACGUGUUUGGAUAUAGGGGUGGAGCUAUAUGGGGUAGGUUGAUUAGAAAAAUUAUAAUGAUUUCAUGCAAAAAUAGUGUCCCCACGAGCUGAAUUUUAACAAAAUAUAUGUAAGUAAAUCGUGGUCUAAAUCUGAAUAUUAAAUCAGUGAUAGAGCUUUACUUGGAUUGCUAUAUAGACCCAUUGCUAACUAACAGUGGCGCAUCCAGGGGGUCACUGGGGGUGGCCAGGGUCACCUCUGAAAUCUGAUUGGCCACCACGGUCAGUGCGUUUACAUACACAACUUAGACGGACUAAGCUCAUAAUUCGUUUUUUUUUUUCACUCCUUGCCCACACAUACAUGCAGCUGAGGAAAUUGAAUUAUUGACGUGAACGUGCCCUCCUCCCCAAAACUAAGGGGCGAUAUGAGUCUUUUCAGGAUCAGAAGUGGCUACAACUGCUGCUGGGCAUUUUCGUACAGCAUUGUUUUUGUCGUCCAUGAUGUAUAUGCUACUUCCUUUGCAUAUUAGAUGCACACUACUCCUUUUCUCUGAUGUUUUUGUUCCGGGGUUAUGGGGGCCUUGCGCACACACACACACAUUGUCCGAUCAUACUCCGACUACACUGGUUACAUGGUAGAGAAAAUCGAAUUCCAAUCGCAUUGUCUGGGUGUCUUAAUCUGAGUUCUCUGACUCCAAUCAGAGUUCUCAAAUUCCGAUUGUAGUUGGUCCUAACCAGACUAAGGUGUUUACAUGCACUUAAAUUGUCUGGUCUUAAUCAGAGUAAGGCAACAAUUUGGUUUUCUCGAAUGUCAUGUAAACGUACUGAGUGAGAGCUAUGAUAACAAUAUAAAAAGGUAGGCAAUCUAAAACAACAUAAAUUGUGCCUUAACAAAGUUUGUACAUUGAAAUUUUGUCAACAUGUGUGGACGGGUAAAUAUUGUCCUUAACUGAUUGUUAAAGUUAUAGCAGGUGCAGAUGGUGUAUUAAAAGGUUUUGCUUGCCUCACGUUUGUGGAUGAAGCGAGGAACGCCUUUCAACUUAACGACCAUCACCAUCGCCUCUUUAAUAACAAAUAUUAGGGGGUGGGAGAAAAAAAUCCAUUCACAUAAAUAUCGCAAUUUUUUGUUUUACAAUUUUUAAAUCAAUGGUUUUGUUCAAAAUCGUUUUUUUUUUGUUUUUUUUUAAAUUUUAAGAAUAAAUCUUAAAAACUGACUUUCAUGUAAUGUGUAUUUUUUGGGGAAAUAUGGUUCCUGGAAUAUUCAGUAGACAAUCAUAAUUAUUCAACUGUGUCACUGGCGUUUAAAAUGCAGAUUAAAAAUUGAGAAAAUCGACAAUAUCCUGGAAUCACAAUUUAAAUCAAAUAGGCAUCCAAAAAAUCUUAGAAGAAUCGAAUCUGGAGAAAAGCAUAUCGUCCCAGUCCUAAUAAAUACCAAGUUCAAUAAUCACGUGCCUGGCUGUGUCAAUUAAAACAAAAACGUUAGAAGCCUUUUGAUAGUAGAUUUGAUGUGAGGUCACAGGGUCAUUUAUCAGAUGGUACAAAUGAGGACUUUAACCUUUUUCUAUAUUUGUUGAGGCUGUAAUUGGUAUUAAUAGCUGCACAAAUCACAUAUCAGUCAGUUUCUGUUGAUUUUAUAAAAAGCUGACAUAUGGUUAUAUUUCAAGUCUGUUGCAUUCAAUUUCCAAGAAUGUCUCUUUUGAAUCAGUGGAAGACACUUGAGUGAAGGCCAACAAAAACACCAUUAUCAGAUCUCUGCCAUCACUCCUCGAGUAAGCACUUUAAAGGCUUUAUGUUAUUGUGGAUGAGUCACUCACCUCAAAGAAAUGUUAUGUGAACAGGUUCAAAAGAGGCUUCUCCAAAUGUAGAGCAUGCCCUGCUUACCUGCCUCACCACCUCCUUGACAUAUCUCCAUAUAAAGACUCUUGAGCACCUUCUCUUUUCAAUGUAUCAUUAUCUUUUACAGCCGGGUGUGUGGGAGGAAAAGGAAGGGGACACCUGUGAAGGUGUGCGACCGAGCGUAUGUAACAGAAGAUGAGGAGGAGGAGAGCAUGUCAGAACACAGCUACAGCCCUGGUAUUUAUAGAAACACAAGCACACACACACACCCCUUUUUGCCACCUGCUACUUGUGGUGUUUUCUUUGAUAUAUCUGCAUAUAGAAAACAAGUGCAUCAUGGUAAUUUAACACUGUUUUGUUGUAAGGGAGCCUUGUAAUUUGUGAUAAGACAGUUCAGAUGUGCUUGAUUCAUACUCACCAAUCUUGUUCAGGUGAUAGCCAGUAUCCAGAGGGUGCGGAGGACCGCCUCCCUCCGCCUGGCAGUCCCUAUUACCUGUCUGAUCCCACUCAGCUCUGGUAAGACCUUUCCUGUAACUACUGUGCUCUUUUUAUUGAAUAGGAGAUCCUUGUUUCUGACACCAGUUACUGUUUACAGUGUACCAGAGCUGGGAGAGGAGGGGGCGAGUGGGGUCAGGGGGCCUGUGCUCUUUCAUCCACCACCAAACUGUCGGAUUCGGGAAGUCCACUGUGGGACCCAGGUGCGACUGGUUGUCAUAGCAAUCCGAGACAUUGCCAAAGGGGAGGAGAUCACAGUGGACUACAGCCUAACAGACUGGGGCGAGAAUGCAAUGGUGAGCUAUCUACCAAAUAGUCAUUUCAAUAAAGUCAUUUUCAAUAAACAACAUCGGUCAACUAGUAGUUCUGACGUUAGCUAGUUGGCCAUCAGAUAAAUAUUUUAACUGAAAAUGUCUUCUAAUCUUGUCCGUGAUUUUUGUUGUCAUUUGCCUUUUUUGGGGGCACUCAUGUAAAUGUGUGAAAAAGCCCUGGAAUGACCACAGUGUGUCAGAUGAUUGAGGUUGAUACAACAUUUGACCUUGAACACAUCAUGAAUUAAAAGUGAUAAUAUUUAAACUCCCAAUUCUUAAUAUGACACCACAAGAAAGUACGAUAUUAGAUAGAUAUUAGAUUAGAUAUACAUUGGUGAACAAUGUUAAAAAUCAGCAUAGCAGAGUGAUGUUGUGAAAAGCUAGACUCCAAUUGAAAGCAGAUAAAAGAAUUUUCAUUUUAGAAAAAGCAGCAAAAAGAAGAAUCUUUAAACAAAAAUAAGGACAGGUUUAUUACGCAGUUGAGCUUUCAAAGUUUGUUUUAAUUUGAAAAUCUGUCUAACCAGGAAGAAGAGGCUGGCCCCCACCCCCUGUCCCUCUCUGUUUCGGAUUACCUCACCCCCUCCUGGUCUCUGUCACCCUCCUCCUCCCCUCUCACCCACUCUGAGCCCAGUGAUUCUGACCGGGAGGAGGACGAAGAAGAGGAAGAUGAUGAUGAUGACGACGACGAUGAAGAGGAAGAGAUAGAGGAGAUAAGGGGUCGUAUGCUUCGGCGCCGCAAGAAGCGCAAGAUGCCCGCUGUGGUUAAUUCAAAGAAAAAGAGUGCGCCAACUGCCUCAAGGGGACCUGGGCGUCCUUGCUCCUCCUUCUCCCGCCCAGCGCCUGUCACACCCCCUGCUAGAUCCCAGUCCCAGCCUCCUGCCAGCUCUCUGGCAACUCCUACGACCAACAUCAACAACAACAUCAACAUAAACAUUGGUAGCUCCAGCAAUGCCACAGUAAGCCGGCGGCAGCACUGCCCGUACUGCGGACGCCAUUACCGCUCUCUGGCGCGCCACCUGGAGAAGCACCAUGCCAACCAGCCAGAGGUCCGGACGGCUAUGGAGCUGGCACACAUGCACAGCACCUCAAACGGAAACGCCUCACACCCCCACCCAUCUUCCUCCACCUCCUCUGCUUCUCACCCUCAUUCCUUUGCUGUCCCCCAGACUUCUGCCCCCAACCCUUCUCCCCCCUCGCUCUUCGCAAGGGAGAGGGAGUCACCAGCCACGCGUUCAAGCACAGGCGGCGUCUCCUUCUCCCUCUCACUCUCACCCUCGUCUUCAAAUCAGCCCGCAGCCUCCAAGAAGGCGCCCAGCCUAUCUGCGCCACCGGCGAAACGGCCCACACCGACUCCGAUGGUGUCACGGGUAAAAAGCCCCUCGCCGCCUCCCCCGCCCACUCCCAGAAGGGGUCGGAGGAUGAAGAGAGAGAAGCAGGAGGAACCACAAAAGGUGGAGGUGGAGAGUGUGAGGAAUCAAGAGGAACUGGCUCCGCCUCCUACUCCUGAGCCAGAUGUGGAUCCAGAGGAGGAUCUGGAGCUGAGUGGGGAGGGGGAAGAAGAAGCACCAGAGGAGAAGAAUGGAGAGAUUGCAAGGUGUGGUUUAGAGUUAUUUUUCCUUGAACGUUAGUACAUGGAUUGUAAAAGUACACACUCUUUACUCAGGUAGAACUAUCAGGGGUGUUCCUCCAGACUUGUUAAUGAUUUUUUGGAGUUUGUGGUGAUUUGUGUUUUUGUCUUUUUCUUUCCAACACCAACAGGCACCACAUGUCCCCCCUGCUCUCCUCCCUCUCCUGUUUAGUCCUCUACCUCCGCCGCCAGCAGCACUCCUCUUUCCUGUCUUUAACCCGCUCUCCUCACUCCGCUGAGGCCUGGCGCCUGCUCUGCCAUUCCAGCCUCUCCCUGCUCAUCCUCUACAACCGCCACAGAGAAUGUGAAGUAGCCAAACUGACCAUCCAAGACUACCGUAACCGUACCACCCCUCAGUCCGGUUCAAGCAGCGGCCCCCCCUCUGGCACGGAAGCUCUUCUGUCUCCCUUUGAGCGCCACGUCCUCUGUCACCUCCCGCGGGCUGGCGUUCUGGGCAAACGUGGUCGCAUCCAGCCGCUAAUUCUCCCGCCACACUGUGAGUCCUGCCUUGACCUCCUUCUUCAAACCAGUCCUAAUGUGGGCGUGGAUCCCGAGAGCCCCUUUGUCUUUUCCCGGCCCUACCACUCUCCUGCCACACCACUUCGCGGCACGGACCUUCUGAGAAACCUGGCGCGUAGCAGUGGUGCCAAGAACCCAGGACCGCUGACAGCAACACGUGUGCGACGGCAGGUAGCAAUACUUACUCAGCUGCUGUUAUUAGAGGAGGGCGAAGGCCAGGGAGGAGCUACAAAGCGGCUGGAAGACUUCCUGGAAAGAGAGUACCAUGUGACCCAGAACUGUUCCUCUAUAGUUCGGGAUCCAGCACUGAUGGGCCGUGUGGGCCGUGUUGUCCUGUACGGAGAGAGGGAGGGUGUGCUUUUCAGAGGGAUGAGCUUGCAGCACAUCUGCCUUGAGUUGGAUGGUAAGGAGUUACAACUGGAGGUAUUUCAGGCAUGCAGUGUUCAAUUCAGUGUGUAUGCUCUGCUUCUUAUGAGCUUUUUCUCGAAAGAUAAACCCUCAGCAACCGUUUAAAAUGAUUCAAAGUAAAUACACAGUACAUACUCUUCAUUUGGAAGAACACAUCAUUGAAAAAAUAAGGGCCUGUGUCCACUAACAUCAUUUUUUUUGUAUUGUCAGCGCUUAUUUUCUAUACAAAACCAAUACAGUUUAGCAUUUUCAUCAUUGUCAAUGUCAGUAGUGUCAACCCACAUUUGUUUUUUUGGAGGCUGAAUUUAUAAAGCAGAGUUGCUUCUACUGCUACAUGACAAUUAAACUGUUGCAGUGGUUUCUUUGUAAGGCCACUUCAAAGUAAGGAAAUAUGAAGCUUGUAGAGCAUUUUUAGACAGACUUUAAAAGAAAUGAUCAAUAUCAACAGCAGGGUUAGUGGCAGAUGUCGUUUAACUUAGAGGGGUGUUGUUUUAGAGUGCAGUAUUGUCAAACUAAUCUGGGAAGCAGUGUUACGUGCGCAGCCAUUCUUUGGCGUUAAACACUCAUUUCCUAGAAACUGGUUACCGUUGUGGUUGCCAGGUUUGUUUGCUAAUGGUGACUGCCUAAGACAAAGUCUGGCACAUUGCUCAUAACCCGACUAUGACUGUGUGUACUUUAUGAAUGAACAAGACAUGAAGAGCAUUUCCAGUAUAAACAUAGAGGAUAGCAGACUGGCCGCUGACUGUAGCGUUGCAUUUAGCAGAAAAACAGGAGAGUGAUGUUACUUUUCUCAGGCAGAAUUUUUCCAACAAAUGUAGACAGCUAUGAGACACAACAUGGCUUGGGAUGUAACACAUUUUUGAGGCCUGUUUUUUGGCUGCCGAACACAAUGAGGGGUGUACUCAGUCAUCUGUUUAAUUAAAUAAACUUAUUUUUUGCAGCUCCCUUUGUGCAAAAUAGAUUGUACAUGAGCUUUAGAUUGUCAAAGAAUAUUUAACUCACAGAUUUUUCUUCCGAGCACCAAUUUACAAAGAAAACAACUGUAGUGGGGCCCUCUUCUAUUUUUGGGUGAAUGUGCUCUGUUUUGUCCGUCCUCCAGUUAUGUCCGGAAACUCUGCAGAAUCUUUCUCAGAAGAUUCAGAGGCAGAGGAAGUAAAGGAGGAAGUCAAAGAGAAAGCUGAAGUAACUGUGAAGAAGAAAGGACCAGGACGACCGCCAAGGAAGAAGAGAGCACCCGCUCCUCCCCCAGUCAGCCCGGUGAUCGCCAAUGCACAUAAGAGGAGGUGUAUUCCACAAAAAUCAGGUCUGUGUCUAAUAAUUUUAGUUUGGCUUGUAAAGAUGCGGAAAUAUCUUCAUAAUUUUGAGCCUAAUGCUUCUAUUUCCAUUUAUUUACCAUUUGUUCCAGGAAAGCGUGGUGUGCUAAAGCGCCCCUGGUCAGAGGCUGAGCGUGUAGCCGUGGAGACCCACCUAAAGCGAAACCUCAUGGAGCUGCGGGUCCCAGCGAAGGCGGAUUGCGAGCGCUGCCUCGAGCUCUGCCCAAUGCUAGUAAGCAACCAGCGAGACUGGAGGGCGAUCAAAUUUUACGUCCACAACCGUAUCCAGCUGCUAAAGAAGCAGGGGAGAAGGGAAAGCGCUGCGGGGAACUGUUAAGGGCCUAAAAAGAGACGUAGCACAGGACUCAUACCAUAAUGUAUAAACCACCAGCAAUCAUAAAGUAGAGAAAAGGUCUUUGCCAUGGUGGAGUGGAGCUCCUCUCAUUUUCUAAGAUAAGCUAAGAAGUUGCUCCAGUUUAAAAUCAUCCAUUCUCAGUGUUAAUGCUCAGUGUCUGUUUCCAGGUGUAUUUUUAAGUAUUUUGACAAGGUGUACCUAAGUGUGAAUAUGAGUUCAUACCCAGUGAAUGCUUCUUUUUAAACUUAGUUUAUAUCGGAGUUGUUCCCAUACCAAUAUCAGUGACGGUACUGACCUCUGGUACAGCCUCAAAUGCAACGGUUAACAUUGAGCAAGCUUGUUAAUGUGCAGAUGUUAGGAACGGGAUUAUCAUUCCUUCUAAACCCAACUGCUUUUAGGAAAGUUCUCAUGUCAAGAUAGCUAACAACAAGGCUAGCAGAGAGUGCAAUGAGAGUCAAAGCUAGCAAAAAUUGCAAGCAGAUUUACCUCUGGUAAAGAAAACCCACUUUGGUAUUCCGCUCUAUCUGACGGGCUUUAAGUAUCUGAAGAAAAAACUGGUAUAGGAACAUCUCUUUUUUUAUGUCAUCUUAUCAGAAAGUUGGCUGUGGACAGCAGGAGAAAAAAAAAAGUGAUUUUGAAAAUCAGUGUCUCGAUGAAACAGUUAUAGGGGGUCGCGGUGCACGCUUUAAACCUUGAGGACACCAAGGCAAAUUGUCCUCGGUUUCGACUGCACCCCCUGAAAGCUAAUGACCAAACAUGAAUGUGUAAAGCUCUGGAGGGAGGAACUAAUGGUUGUGAAUUUUUAGAUAGACUUCCGUGUCUACAUGAUUGAGACAUGUAUGAACUUGUAUAGUAUGUGUUCGAUUUACUCUGGCAUUGUGCCCCCAACCAAUGAGUGCAUUGAGGAGUAUCCUCAAGAGUCUUGGACCAUGAUGCACCUGUGAAGCGGUUCUGUCCUAUCCCUCAUACCAUGAUCAUUGUCAGACUAUUAUGUAUCAAGGCACGUCUACUUGAAUUUAUUGUGUAUCAGAAUUUUAAAAAAUUUAUUACAUUUGGUCUUAUUCACAAUGUAAAUACUUCCUAAUCUAUGAAAAGUAUACAGUAGUGAUGACAAAGUUAGUAUUGUGUUAUUGUGUAUAUACUGUAAAUACUACCUGUACUUAUUAAAGUGUAUGACAUUUUGCUGUGUUUCUGAAAAUUGACUGUAAAUGAAGUUUUACAUCGUGGACACAGUGAGACAAAAAAAAAGAGAGAAAUAAAUACAGGAUCCCAUAACAA
Molecule: messenger RNA, 8938 nt
Organism: Xyrichtys novacula (pearly razorfish)
Lineage: Eukaryota; Metazoa; Chordata; Actinopteri; Labriformes; Labridae
Source: the annotation of a GenBank genome assembly